Messenger RNA from Aspergillus alliaceus, 515 nucleotides. RefSeq lists its product as uncharacterized. Bases 157 to 429 code for a protein of 90 amino acids. The transcript has a single exon. NCBI's taxonomy places the organism in Eukaryota, Fungi, Ascomycota, Eurotiomycetes, Eurotiales, Aspergillaceae. The record is from RefSeq and is a predicted model, not a curated record.
AUACUUCUCUACUCACUGAAAUCACCUUUACCUGGCGAAAAAGCCCUUUUUUGAUUGUUGCCACAUGUGAGAGAUAUUCCUUGUGUGCGACCAAGAGCCUGAGGAGGACGACCCACAUCUCCUGGAAACCAAACACCAGCGACUUUGACAGUCGUCAUGCCCUUGUUCACGAACCAAAGAGGCUUAAAUCGACUUAGAGUCAAGUAUUUCACCUUCCAUAUACCAUCUGGUCAUCCGCAGUCCCUUCUUUUAUUUAUUUGCUGUAUCGUUUGCCUUCUGUCUGAUGCUUGUCAUCCUUGGAGCGUCUAUCAAAGGUGGCGUUCAAAAACAGCGAAUCAUAUCAGGCUAGUAACUUCUAGCAUAGCUGUUACGACUGUCGUUUCGGAAUGUAGUGCGCGUCUAGGCACCCGGCGUACUAGGCAACAGUAACAGCCAACAAUAAGGACCCUGACGCAAAUUGAUUGAAUAGUAGGUUAUAAUUGGUGAGCGGUAAGUAUGCCCAAGGAGCAAAUAUU